Impatiens glandulifera is the source of this 1195-nucleotide messenger RNA. RefSeq names its product rRNA 2'-O-methyltransferase fibrillarin 1-like. Gene Ontology annotation, biological process: box C/D sno(s)RNA 3'-end processing; rRNA methylation. Gene Ontology annotation, molecular function: rRNA methyltransferase activity; histone H2AQ104 methyltransferase activity; RNA binding. The coding region runs from base 1 to 1011 and encodes 336 amino acids. Lineage: Eukaryota; Viridiplantae; Streptophyta; Magnoliopsida; Ericales; Balsaminaceae. The record is from RefSeq and is a predicted model, not a curated record. Gene Ontology annotation, cellular component: small-subunit processome; box C/D methylation guide snoRNP complex; nucleolus. The transcript has 7 exons.
AUGUCUAGACCUUUCCGAGUUGACUCGGAGUUUGAACAUUGGGAGGAGACUAGGAGUCUCAAUUCGAUUCUUUUGUUUGAUUCUACAGGACGUGGUGGAAGAGGAGGUGGCCGUAGCGAUGGCGGCGGUAGAGGAAGAGGAGGAUUCGGUGGCCGCAGUGGCGGUCGAGGCGGUGACAGAGGUGGUUUCGGCGGCCGCGGCGGCGGUAGAGGCGCCAGUGGUGGUAGGGGUGGAAGAGGUAGAGGCGGUCCUCGUGGAGGAGGUGGAAUGAAGGGAGGUAGCAGAGUAGUUGUUGAACCUCAUAGACAUGAAGGAGUGUUUAUUGCUAAGGGAAAAGAAGAUGCGCUUUGCACCAAGAACAUGGUUCCUGGAGAAGCUGUAUAUAACGAGAAGAGAGUUUCCGUUCAGAGUGAGGAUGGAACAAAGGUUGAAUACAGGGUAUGGAAUCCCUUCAGAUCUAAGCUAGCUGCUGCCAUUCUCGGUGGAGUUGAUGAAAUCUGGAUUAAACCCGGAGCCAAAGUAUUGUAUCUUGGUGCUGCCUCUGGAACCACUGUUUCUCAUGUCUCUGAUCUUGUUGGACCUGCAGGAGUUGUCUAUGCUGUUGAGUUCUCUCACAGGAGUGGUAGGGAUCUUGUGAACAUGGCAAAGAAAAGAACAAACAUCAUACCAAUCAUUGAAGAUGCUAGACAUCCAGCAAAGUACAGAAUGCUUGUUGGCAUGGUAGAUGUGAUAUUCUCAGAUGUUGCACAACCUGAUCAGGCUAGAAUAUUGGCCCUGAAUGCCUCCUAUUUCUUGAAAGUUGGUGGCCACUUUGUCAUUUCAAUCAAGGCCAACUGCAUAGAUUCAACUGUUCCAGCUGAGGCUGUAUUUGCUGCAGAAGUGAAGAAGUUGCAAGCAGAUCAGUUCAAACCAAUUGAGCAGGUCACUCUUGAACCAUUUGAGCGUGAUCAUGCUUGUGUUGUUGGUACCUAUCGGGUCCCAAAGAAGGUCAAAGUGGCUGCUGCUGUGUAGAGCAGGUUACCCUCAACCGUAUGAGCGCGAAUGCUUGUGUUGUCGGUCAUGUCCCAAAGGUCAAAGUUGCUGCUGUUGUAGCUUAACAGCUGUUCUUUUUUCUGUUUUUUAGAUCUAUUUUGUGUAAUAGGAUCAAUGUUGUUUUAGUAUGGUUUUGAUUAUCUUUUGAGACUGCUACUUUUUU